Xiphophorus couchianus (Monterrey platyfish) is the source of this 1976-nucleotide messenger RNA. RefSeq names its product cholinergic receptor, nicotinic, alpha 3 (gene chrna3). Gene Ontology annotation, molecular function: acetylcholine-gated monoatomic cation-selective channel activity; transmembrane signaling receptor activity. The record is from RefSeq and is a predicted model, not a curated record. Gene Ontology annotation, cellular component: postsynaptic membrane. The transcript has 6 exons. Gene Ontology annotation, biological process: monoatomic ion transmembrane transport. Lineage: Eukaryota; Metazoa; Chordata; Actinopteri; Cyprinodontiformes; Poeciliidae. Bases 91 to 1776 code for a protein of 561 amino acids.
CUCGCUUUCACUCGUUCUCCCUCCGUGUGCAUCGAGGAGCUCUGCUGCCGUUGACCCCAGAUUUAUUUGUCCUCUAUCGGUUACCACAGGAUGGAUAACAGAUUUGACUUUAUAUCUCCUAGUUGUUUGUUCUUUUUGUACCUGUUGUCAGGAGGCACAUGUUCAGAAGCAGAGCACAAGCUUUUCUCAGUGAUAUUCUCCAACUACAAUCAGUACAUACGGCCUGUGGAAAAUGUGUCUGAUCCGGUCAUUGUGCAGUUUGAGGUGUCCAUGUCACAGCUGGUCAAAGUGGAUGAAGUCAAUCAGAUCAUGGAAACCAAUCUGUGGCUGAGACAUAUUUGGAAUGACUAUAAACUCAAAUGGGAUCCUAAAGAGUUUGGCGGCGUGGAGUUCAUCCGAGUACCAUCGAACAGAAUUUGGAAGCCAGACAUUGUUCUUUAUAAUAAUGCAGUUGGAGAUUUUCAGGUUGAUGACAAAACAAAGGCCCUCCUUCGCUACAACGGUGAUGUCACUUGGAUCCCACCAGCUAUAUUUAAAAGCUCCUGCAAGAUCGAUGUCACAUACUUCCCCUUCGACUACCAAAACUGUACCAUGAAGUUUGGUUCCUGGACUUAUGACAAGGCCAAGAUUGACCUUGUGCUGAUUGGUUCAACUAUCAAUCUCAAGGACUUCUGGGAGACUGGCGAGUGGAUAAUCAUUGAUGCCCCUGGCUACAAGCAUGAUAUCAAGUACAACUGCUGUGAGGAGAUCUACACUGAUAUCACUUACUCCUUGUAUAUCCGUCGCUUGCCUCUUUUCUACACAAUCAACAUGAUCAUCCCCUGCCUCUUAAUCUCCUUCCUGACAGUGCUCGUCUUCUAUCUGCCCUCUGACUGUGGUGAGAAAGUCACGCUGUGCAUCUCCGUCUUGCUGUCUUUGACCGUCUUUCUUCUUGUCAUAACAGAGACCAUUCCCUCUACCUCCCUAGUCAUACCUUUGAUCGGCGAGUACCUCCUGUUCACCAUGAUUUUCGUCACCCUCUCCAUUGUCAUUACCGUUUUUGUCUUGAAUGUGCACUACCGCACACCGAAGACACACACCAUGCCCUGCUGGGUGCGGCAUGUGUUUCUAGGACUGCUGCCCAGAGUGAUGUUCAUGACCAGGCCAGAGAGGGACCCGGAGAAGGUGACGGUGGCUGGAAGUGUUGAGACAAUGCAUCUGAGAACCUGCGCUGUCCACUCUUCAGGCACUCUGCAAAAGCAACACAAGCCCCAAGCUUUGGUAUCCAGUGUUGUGUCGAGCCUGACUAAGCGCCAGAGACUUUUCAACAACACAGACCUCUCCAACCUGAAUAACCUGAGCGAAGAAUCUGGUAAAUGUGUCAGCUCUGGCGUCCUGUGCUGUGAGGACAGAUGUAACUGCUGCUGGCAGAAGAGAUCGGGCAAACUGCCUUCAGACUCUGGUGGUGGAAGUGGUGGACUGGGCAGCCUGGGGGCCUUGACUGGCAGCACUGGUGUUGGGGUCAGACAGGACAGUCAUUGCUCCAGUUCUGAGUCUCUAGAUGGGGGAGUUUUGUCUCUUUUGCCUCUGUCUCCUGAGGUCAGGGAGGCAAUUGAAAGUGUUAAAUACAUAGCAGAAAACAUGAGACUUCAGAACGAAGCUAAAGAGGUUCAAGAUGACUGGAAGUAUGUUGCCAUGGUUAUUGACAGGAUCUUCCUCUGGGUUUUUGUGCUUGUCUGCAUCCUGGGGACAGCUGGCCUCUUCCUCCAGCCUUUAUUACUUGGGGAGGAUAUUUGAUUGAAUUUAUAAAAACUAUUACUCCACACCGCAGAAUUGCACACAGCUCUCAUAUACAGGAUGUGGUCUCUGUCUGAGUAGUGGAAAAAUAUAGGACACACAGUCAAGGAGAAAAAUGCCAGGAUUAAGUGUUUUUCUGUUUUGCUAUUUGUUUGACAACUUUAUCUUGGAUAUAUGGCAAAUAAAUCUGUGGCACAAAA